AACAAAUCCGAUCACGUUGCCCUGCGGCUUGGCCUAGACUAGACCCCACGACUCCCAUCUCGACCACUCCCGUGGACUCCCUCGCGCCCUCCCUCCUCCUGUCGUGUCCUUCCACACCCCACACCCCACCCCCCCGCGGUGGUCGCCGGAAGCAGCGCCCCACAGUCGGACGAUCGUCAGAUCCGCCGCCGCCGACGCCAAGAUGAACGACACCGAUGUCUCCAAGCAGAUCCAGCAGAUGGUGCGGUUCAUCCGCCAGGAGGCCGAGGAGAAGGCUGGCGAGAUCUCCGUAUCCGCCGAGGAGGAAUUCAACAUUGAGAAGCUGCAACUUGUUGAAGCUGAGAAAAAGAAGAUCAGGCAAGAAUAUGAGCGGAAAGAGAAGCAGGUUGAUGUUCGGAAGAAAAUUGAGUACUCUAUGCAGCUGAAUGCUUCUCGCAUCAAAGUGCUUCAGGCCCAGGAUGACCUGGUUAAUAAAAUGAAAGAGGAUGCAAUGAAGGAACUCCUGAAUAUCAGCAGCAACCACCAUGAAUACAGGAAUCUGUUAAAAGAACUUGUUGUUCAGGGCCUGCUUCGGUUGAAAGAGCCAGCUGUACUGCUCCGCUGCCGCAAAGAAGAUCACCAUAAUGUGGAAUCUGUAAUGCAUUCAGCAAAGAAUGAGUAUGCAUCAAAAGCAGAUGUCCAUGAGCCAGAGAUACUAGUUGACCACACUGUCUACCUGCCACCUUCUCCGAGCCAUGGUGAUGAGCACGGCCAGAUUUGCCAUGGAGGUGUUGUGCUGGCUUCUCGGGAUGGAAAGAUUGUGUUUGAGAAUACAGUUGAUGCAAGGCUUGAAGUUGUUUUCCGCAAGAAAUUGCCAGAGAUCCGGAAGCUUCUUGUUGCGGCAUAAUGCGAACUUGUAUUGUGAUGGUACAGCUGUUUCUAAAAUGGCUGCUGGUUUGACCCCCAGCAGGUGCAAGGAACUCCGCCCGGUUUUGCGAACAUUGAUUGUUUAAAGUAUUCCAUCCUCAUAUGUAAACACUACCUAUUUGUUCAUUAUUGUCGCCGAGCACAAACUAUUUGCAUGAACUUUGCUCUGAGGAAUAAUAAUAAAUAAAACACCGUCGGAUUGUGUUUAUGAACUA
Aegilops tauschii subsp. strangulata is the source of this 1121-nucleotide messenger RNA. RefSeq names its product V-type proton ATPase subunit E. NCBI's taxonomy places the organism in Eukaryota, Viridiplantae, Streptophyta, Magnoliopsida, Poales, Poaceae. Gene Ontology annotation, cellular component: proton-transporting two-sector ATPase complex, catalytic domain. Gene Ontology annotation, biological process: proton transmembrane transport. Gene Ontology annotation, molecular function: proton-transporting ATPase activity, rotational mechanism. The record is from RefSeq and is a predicted model, not a curated record.